Messenger RNA from Lycium barbarum (goji berry), 9089 nucleotides. RefSeq lists its product as uncharacterized. The coding region runs from base 2551 to 4749 and encodes 732 amino acids. NCBI's taxonomy places the organism in Eukaryota, Viridiplantae, Streptophyta, Magnoliopsida, Solanales, Solanaceae. Gene Ontology annotation, molecular function: zinc ion binding; nucleic acid binding. The transcript has 2 exons. The record is from RefSeq and is a predicted model, not a curated record.
AACCCGUAUUUUUGUACAGUGGAAUAAUCCGGAUUUAUUUAUGAUAAGCUAAGGACAAAAUUAUUUCGGGAUUUGAAGUCGGGACUUUUGACCGUUGAUUUUCUUUUGAGACAUAAGUUAUAUAUGAAAUUGAUGGCAUUGAACACUUAGGGAAAAUUGGGACCACAAUUCAUAAAAUUGGAAUUAAAAAUCUUGCAAAAAAAUAAAGCUAUGUGGCCGUGUGCAAUGGGUUGGUCCCACACAUUGUGUGGCCAAUUUUAAUUGGUCCAACACAUUGUGUGGGCCAAAGACUUGUAUAAAUAUUUUAUGGACACUUAAAGGAUGACCUCUAAGUCAUCUUUAUUCUUUUCCACACUUAGAAAAAAAGAAAGCAAGAAGUUGAAGAACCAACCAUGGCUCUCGGCUAGCACAUGGAAAAUCAAGAUCAUUUUUUUUAGCCUCUCCAAAAUUUAUUCCUUGGUACAAACCCACUAAUUUAAGGUCCCUAAGUAACUUGGAAGCAUUGUUGGAGUGAUCAAGUCCUUCAUUCAAUAGAUUGCAAACCCUAACCCCUUUGUGGAGUUGAAGAAGAAAGGUAAGUUUGAUCUUGUUUAUUGUGUUGUGAACAUUUUAUUCAUGUGGUAGCAUGUUAAUAUGGAUGGAAAUCAUGAAAUAUUGUAUGUUGGAAGUGGGUUUUGUGAUGGGUGUGUUGGCCGUGUGAAGUAUGAUUGUGUUGUGUGAUUGAGUUGAUAAAUUAGUUCCUUGUAGCUUGUUGAUUGUUGUAGGGUGAAGAGAUAGAUUAGAACAAUCUAAAUGUGUAUAUUUAUAGAUGUGGGUGUAGCCGUAUAUAUGGUCCCAAUGUGUGUCAAAGAAUGAAUUAAUAUCUCUUAGCAUUUUAAUUGUCGUCGUUAUGAAUUUUAGUUGGAAUUGAGCAUUUAAUGACUCAAAAAUGAUGUUGGAAAUGUAGGGGCUGAUUUAAGGAUUAUUUUACGUUUGAUGUAAUUCGUAUAUUUUAUGAGAAUGAUAUCGUUAUAUUGUGGAUUGUGAUACAAAACAUGAAUUGAAAUCGAGGAACGUGAAAAGAGGGUUGUUUCGGUUUUAGGGGCUGCUCACGGCUAAGGGGGCUGUUUUCGGCCAACAUAAAAAAAAAAUGUGUUAGUAUGGAUUUGGGUUGAUAAUCGAAUGUAUGAACGAUAUCGUGACUUGAAUGUAAGCCAUAGAAUUGAAUAAUUGGAAAGUUGUCGAAUGGCGUAAAAGAGAGCUACUAUUAUUAUUUUGCCUUUCGAAUUGUUUAUCGAUGCUGCUAGGUUGGUUAUUGUGGUUGUUGUUGUUGAUUUUGAGCGAGUUGAAUUCUCGGGAUGGCCUAGUUACAGGGGAAGUGCUGCCGAAUUUUCUGUAGAAUUUAAUGAUUAGUUGGAAUGAAUGGCUAAAUGCCCUUAUCUAAUGUUUGGUAUUCGUUGGCGUAUUUGUAGACCUUGGGGAGCCCGAAGCCUAGUUUGGACUUAGCUUGAGUUGGAUCAUAUUGGAGAGCGUUUGAGGUAUGUAAAGUAACCUUUCUUUUUGGCAUGCCUUAGUUAAAGUAGGCCAUGAUACGAGCCUCUAGGAAACUCUAUUCUCGCAAAUCCGAGCUUGUCUAUGAUUCGUAUUUGUUUCCUUGGUAUUCUUGGGCGCAUAUGACAUAACAUUGAUCCUUAUAUCCUCGGAGUUUAUAAUUUGUAAAGAUUUCAUGAAAGUUGAUUUUUGGUUUCAAAGCUUGUUCGUUAGCGAUUCCAAAAGUUCAAACGCCCAUAACUUCCUCAGAAAAGCUCGGAUUGCUUUGAAAUUUUCGUAGGAGUUCGUAUGAUAUAAAAUGAGUAUGUUUUUCAUAGGCGGGCUCAGUUCGGGUCUAUACUCGUCCGUGGGUCCCGCGACGCCCUUUAUGUAUUUUCGGUAACUUUGGGAAGAGAACGUUGUAAUUAUUGUUCCGAUUUCAAAUAUGACUAUUUUACUUAUCUUUGGAUUUAUGAUAAUGAUUUUAUGCAUAUGAUUCCUCACUACUCCGCUCGUGCCCUAUGAUAUCUUUCGCCGGUUCCCGGGCCGGUUCUGUUAUCGUGCGCGCUUUGAUAUACUCCGGAGUUAUGCUGUGUUUAUGGUUCACCGAGCUCCUCGCUCGAGGGCCGGGUUCCACAUAUGUUUGGCGUUAUGCUGUGAUUGGCGUUAUGCUGUGUUGUGAUGUGUGCCGGGGAUUCGGAGAUUUGAAACUUUCUGGUGUUAUGCUGUGUUAUGGCGCCAUCGACAGGCGGGCGACCAUAUUUUCCUGUGCCCUAUGCAUAAUUUAUACUUUGGAAAUAAACAUUUUGAUAUUUUUGGGAUAUGUAUUAUUUUCCGUACUUCUGAUUCAAUUACUGUUCAAGACUUAUUUCUGUACCUUCUGCUUUGCAUACUCAGUACAUAUUUCGUACUGACCCCCUCCUCCGGGGGCUGCGUUUCAUGCCCGCAGGUACAGACGCACAGCUUGGUGAUCCACCUGUUUAGGACACCCCCUUCUGCUAUUCGGAGUGCUCCUCUCAUCCCGGAGCUUAUAUUUUUGUGAUGCCUCCGAAAAAGGCGACGGCCGCCCAGAAGAAAAAGGGCGUAGUAGGAGAGACCAGCCGGGCUCAGAAGGGUACUCGGACCCUUGCUCAGAUGAUGCGUGAUAUUACGUCCCGGCCAGCCGACUCUGCUACGUCUUCAUCGUCAGAGGAGUCUGGAGCAGCUUCACCAUUAGCUCCAGGGGCUUCAGCUCCCGCGCCUCCAGCUCCUCAGCAAGGGGCGGAGGACAGGACACUGAGAGAGGCUGUGCAGUUAUUGACCACUGUGGUAGCGGGACAGGCUCGCAGACGCGGGCGGAGAGAUGAUGAUGAUGACGAUAGGCGUGACAGCCUGAGGGUUCGAGAGUUUCUAUUAUGUGGCCCUCCAGAGUUUUACGGGUCUAAGCCCGACGAGGACCCCCAUGACUUUAUUCGGGGGAUGCGGCGCUCACUAGAUUUGGUCAGGGCUUCAGAGACUGAGUCUGUUGAGUUGGCUUCGCAUAGACUACGGGAUGUUGCUGCUCACUGGUAUGAGUCCUGGGAGCUAUCCAGGGGUGAGGGUGCUACCCCAGCUACUUGGGACGAGUUCGUGACUGCUUUCACUCACCACUUUUUGCCCCCAGAGUUACGGCGGGCGCGGGUUGACCGAUUUUUGCAUCUGCAGCAGAGGGGUCGGAGCGUCCGUGAGUAUAAUAUGGAGUUUGAUUCUUUGGCCCGGUAUGCACCUGCCAUAGUAGCAGAUAUGGCCGAUCGGAUGCACAGAUACGUGAUGGGGUUAGACCGCUAUUUGAUUGAUGGCUGUAUGGCGGUGGCAUUGCAGACAGACAUGGAUAUUGCCCGACUACAGGCUUAUGCCCUGGGUAUGGAGGACCGACAUAGAGCUGAUUAUUCUAGCAGAGAUCGGGACAGGAGGCCGCCCAAGAGGGCCAGAUUCGCAGUUUAUUCUGGAAAUUCUCGAGGCGGACAGCCUCAGCAGCAGCAGUCAGGCAGACAUCCUCCUCCGUCAGGCCGGGGUACACCCCCACAGUUUACCGGCAGGAGAUCUGAGGGUGUCGGAUAUUCAGGGGCAGGCCCGAGCUCCAGGGCUUCAGGUUCACAGUUGAACAGAGGUUCCAGCAGUCAGAUGAGGCCACCCAGACCUUUGUGUUCCUACUGUGGGAGACAGCACCCGGGAGAGUGUUUCCGAGCUACGGGUGCAUGCUUUGUGUGCGGCCGUCAGGGCCAUCAGAUGAGAGACUGUCCGGCUAGAGGUGGUACAGGCAGUUCAGCUCAGUCUACCGGGUCAGCCGGUGGUUCAUCUUCAGCCUCGGUGGCGAUGCGCCCUGCGGGGCAAGGUACUCCAGCACCAGCAAGCCGCGGCAGGGGUCGUGGCGGAGCUUCGGGUUCUAGCGGUCCUUCGAACCGCAUUUAUGCCUUAGCCAGCAGACAGGACCAGGAGGCUUCGCCUAAUGUCGUCACAGGUAUAUUACUGGUUUUCUCUCGUGAUGUGUAUGCAUUGAUUGAUCCUGGUUCUACAUUGUCAUUUAUAUCUCCACUCGUUGCUGAUAAAAUUGGGAUAGAAUCCGAACCGAUAGAGCCUUUUGAGGUAGCUACACCAGUAGGGGAUUCUGUUAUAGCCAGUCAGAUUUAUAGAGAUUGUUCCGUGAUUAUCUGUGGCCGCUGCACUAAGGCGGAUUUGGUAGAGUUAGAUAUGAUCGAGUUUGACGUGAUUAUGGGUAUGGAUUGGCUAGCUUCUUGCUAUGCUAAUGUUGAUUGUCAAAAGAAGAUAGUCCGAUUCCAAUUCCCAGGGGAGCCAGUUAUAGAGUGGGCAGGUAAUACAGUAUCGCCGAGGGGUAAGUUUAUUUCAUACCUCAAGGCUGAGAAAAUGAUCAGAAAGGGGUAUAUUUAUCAUCUGGUCCGUGUUCAUGAUUUAGAGGCAGAGGCACCGACUCUUCAGUCAGUCCCAGUGGUUAAUGAAUUUGUAGAUGUAUUCCCAGAUGAGCUUCCGGGUCUACCCCCCGAACGGGAGAUAGAGUUUGCUAUUGAUCUGUUGCCAGACACUCAACCUAUCUCUAUUCCUCCGUACAGAAUGGCACCUGCAGAAUUAAAAGAAUUAAAAGAGCAGCUGAGAGAUUUAUUGGAGAAGGGUUUCAUUCGGCCUAGUGCGUCACCCUGGGGAGCUCCAGUAUUAUUUGUGAGGAAGAAAGACGGCUCGCUGCGGAUGUGCAUUGAUUAUCGGUAGUUGAAUAAGGUAACCAUCAAGAAUAAAUAUCCCCUCCCCAGGAUUGAUGAUUUGUUUGAUCAGCUGCAGGGUGCCAGGUACUUCUCGAAGAUAGACCUGCGGUCAGGCUAUCAUCAGGUACGGGUACGAGAGGCUGAUAUUCCCAAGACAACAUUCAGGACCCGAUAUGGGCACUAUGAAUUCAGAGUCAUGUCUUUUGGGCUGACAAAUGCCCCAGCAGUAUUUAUGGACCUGAUGAAUCGGGUAUUCAGACCAUUCUUGGAUAUGUUUGUGAUUGUAUUUAUCGAUGAUAUUCUGGUUUAUUCUCGAUCAGAAGCAGAGCAUGCGGACCAUUUGAGGAUCCUAUUUUGGCACAGUACAGAGAUGCAGCUCUGGCACAGGAGAAGACUCUGUUUGAGAUUUCACUUCACAGAGGCAGAUUGUGUGUACCUGACGUUGCAGGGUUGCGGCGACAGGUUAUGGGCGAGGCACAUUAUGCCCGAUAUUCUGUUCACCUAGGGUCGACGAAGAUGUACCAUGAUCUCAGAUGCCUAUAUUGGUGGGACGGUAUGAAAAGAGAUAUAAUAGAGUUCGUUGCUCAGUGUCCAAAUUGCCAGCAGGUUAAGAUUGAGCACCAGAAGCCCGGUGGGCUAUUGCAGGAGAUGGAGAUACCGACGUGGAAGUGGGAGAUCAUUAAUAUGGACUUUAUUACAGGUUUACCUCGCACUCCACGGAGGUACGACUCCAUUUAGGUUAUCAUUGAUCGGCUGACAAAAUCAGCCCAUUUUCUUCCAGUUAGGACUACAUACUCAGCUGAAGAUUAUGCCAGGCUAUAUAUUAAGGAGAAUGUGAGACUGCACGGAGUUCCUGUGUCUGUUAUUUCCGAUAGAGGUGCCCAGUUUUCAGCUAAGUUCUGGAUAUCAUUUCAGGAGGGAUUGGGGACCCAGGUGAGCCUGAGUACAGCCUUCCAUCCCCAGUCCGACGGACAGGCCGAGCGCACUAUUCAGACAUUGGAAGAUAUGUUGCGUGUCUGUGUUAUUGAUUUCAGGGUUAGCUGGGACGACCAUUUAUCGCUUGUUGAGUUUGCUUAUAAUAACAGCUACCACUCCAGUAUUCAGAUGGCACCAUAUGAGGCUUUGUAUGGCAGGAAAUGCAGAUCUCCGAUCGGUUGGUUUGACGUGGGUGAUACUCAAUUAAUUGGCCCAGAUGUAGUCCAGCAGGCGGUCGAUAAGGUGAAACUGAUCCGAGAGCGACUAUUAGCGGCCCAGAGCCGACAUAAAUCUUAUGCCGAUAAGCGACGUUGACCGUUAGAGUUUCAGAUUGGCGAUUGGGUGUUCCUGAAAGUGUCACCGAUGAAAGGUGUUAUGCGAUUUGGCAAGAAAGGAAAGCUCAGUCCGAGAUAUAUUGGGCCUUAUCUGAUUAUUCGCAAAAUAGGCAAGGUGGCCUACGAAUUGGAUUUGCCAGCUGAUUUGGGAGCGGUACACCCGGUAUUUCAUGUUUCUAUGCUUCGUAAAUGUGUUGGUGACCCCUCCAGAGUUUUUCCUGUAGAGGACAUUCAGGUCACCGAGGAGCUAUCUUAUGAGGAGCAGCCUAUAGCCAUAUUGGAUCGCCAGGUAAAAAGGUUGCGGAACAAAGAUAUGGCUUCUGUUAAAGUGCUGUGGCGGAACAAUAACCGGGAGGAAAUGACCUGGGAAGCUGAGGAGCAUAUGAAGAAGAAGUAUCCUCAUUUAUUUUCAGAGCCUACAGGUAAUCCAAUUCUCUAUUUAACUAUGUUGUUUGAUAAAUGAAUCGUUGAUUAAUGAUUGUAUUGUUGUGAUAGUUGGUAAGGAAACUCCCCCAAAUUGUCGUAUGACCGGUAAGGUUAAUCUGACAUUCGAGGACGAAUGUUCUAAAGGGGGGGAGGAUGUUAGAACCCGUAUUUUUGUACAGUGGAAUAAUCCGGAUUUAUUUAUGAUAAGCUAAGGACAAAAUUAUUUCGGGAUUUGAAGUCGGGACUUUUGACCGUUGAUUUUCUUUUGAGACAUAAGUUAUAUAUGAAAUUGAUGGCAUUGAACACUUAGGGAAAAUUGGGACCACAAUUCAUAAAAUUGGAAUUAAAAAUCUUGCAAAAAAAUAAAGCUAUGUGGCCGUGUGCAAUGGGUUGGUCCCACACAUUGUGUGGCCAAUUUUAAUUGGUCCAACACAUUGUGUGGGCCAAAGACUUGUAUAAAUAUUUUAUGGACACUUAAAGGAUGACCUCUAAGUCAUCUUUAUUCUUUUCCACACUUAGAAAAAAAGAAAGCAAGAAGUUGAAGAACCAACCAUGGCUCUCGGCUAGCACAUGGAAAAUCAAGAUCAUUUUUUUUAGCCUCUCCAAAAUUUAUUCCUUGGUACAAACCCACUAAUUUAAGGUCCCUAAGUAACUUGGAAGCAUUGUUGGAGUGAUCAAGUCCUUCAUUCAAUAGAUUGCAAACCCUAACCCCUUUGUGGAGUUGAAGAAGAAAGGUAAGUUUGAUCUUGUUUAUUGUGUUGUGAACAUUUUAUUCAUGUGGUAGCAUGUUAAUAUGGAUGGAAAUCAUGAAAUAUUGUAUGUUGGAAGUGGGUUUUGUGAUGGGUGUGUUGGCCGUGUGAAGUAUGAUUGUGUUGUGUGAUUGAGUUGAUAAAUUAGUUCCUUGUAGCUUGUUGAUUGUUGUAGGGUGAAGAGAUAGAUUAGAACAAUCUAAAUGUGUAUAUUUAUAGAUGUGGGUGUAGCCGUAUAUAUGGUCCCAAUGUGUGUCAAAGAAUGAAUUAAUAUCUCUUAGCAUUUUAAUUGUCGUCGUUAUGAAUUUUAGUUGGAAUUGAGCAUUUAAUGACUCAAAAAUGAUGUUGGAAAUGUAGGGGCUGAUUUAAGGAUUAUUUUACGUUUGAUGUAAUUCGUAUAUUUUAUGAGAAUGAUAUCGUUAUAUUGUGGAUUGUGAUACAAAACAUGAAUUGAAAUCGAGGAACGUGAAAAGAGGGUUGUUUCGGUUUUAGGGGCUGCUCACGGCUAAGGGGGCUGUUUUCGGCCAACAUAAAAAAAAAAUGUGUUAGUAUGGAUUUGGGUUGAUAAUCGAAUGUAUGAACGAUAUUGUGACUUGAAUGUAAGCCAUAGAAUUGAAUAAUUGGAAAGUUGUCGAAUGGCGUAAAAGAGAGCUACUAUUAUUAUUUUGCCUUUCGAAUUGUUUAUCGAUGCUGCUAGGUUGGUUAUUGUGGUUGUUGUUGUUGAUUUUGAGCGAGUUGAAUUCUCGGGAUGGCCUAGUUACAGGGGAAGUGCUGCCGAAUUUUCUGUAGAAUUUAAUGAUUAGUUGGAAUGAAUGGCUAAAUGCCCUUAUCUAAUGUUUGGUAUUCGUUGGCGUAUUUGUAGACCUUGGGGAGCCCGAAGCCUAGUUUGGACUUAGCUUGAGUUGGAUCAUAUUGGAGAGCGUUUGAGGUAUGUAAAGUAACCUUUCUUUUUGGCAUGCCUUAGUUAAAGUAGGCCAUGAUACGAGCCUCUAGGAAACUCUAUUCUCGCAAAUCCGAGCUUGUCUAUGAUUCGUAUUUGUUUCCUUGGUAUUCUUGGGCGCAUAUGACAUAACAUUGAUCCUUAUAUCCUCGGAGUUUAUAAUUUGUAAAGAUUUCAUGAAAGUUGAUUUUUGGUUUCAAAGCUUGUUCGUUAGCGAUUCCAAAAGUUCAAACGCCCAUAACUUCCUCAGAAAAGCUCGGAUUGCUUUGAAAUUUUCGUAGGAGUUCGUAUGAUAUAAAAUGAGUAUGUUUUUCAUAGGCGGGCUCAGUUCGGGUCUAUACUCGUCCGUGGGUCCCGCGACGCCCUUUAUGUAUUUUCGGUAACUUUGGGAAGAGAACGUUGUAAUUAUUGUUCCGAUUUCAAAUAUGACUAUUUUACUUAUCUUUGGAUUUAUGAUAAUGAUUUUAUGCAUAUGAUUCCUCACUACUCCGCUCGUGCCCUAUGAUAUCUUUCGCCGGUUCCCGGGCCGGUUCUGUUAUCGUGCGCGCUUUGAUAUACUCCGGAGUUAUGCUGUGUUUAUGGUUCACCGAGCUCCUCGCUCGAGGGCCGGGUUCCACAUAUGUUUGGCGUUAUGCUGUGAUUGGCGUUAUGCUGUGUUGUGAUGUGUGCCGGGGAUUCGGAGAUUUGAAACUUUCUGGUGUUAUGCUGUGUUAUGGCGCCAUCGACAGGCGGGCGACCAUAUUUUCCUGUGCCCUAUGCAUAAUUUAUACUUUGGAAAUAAACAUUUUGAUAUUUUUGGGAUAUGUAUUAUUUUCCGUACUUCUGAUUCAAUUACUGUUCAAGACUUAUUUCUGUACCUUCUGCUUUGCAUACUCAGUACAUAUUUCGUACUGACCCCCUCCUCCGGGGGCUGCGUUUCAUG